Molecule: messenger RNA, 2604 nt
Organism: Eurypyga helias (sunbittern)
Lineage: Eukaryota; Metazoa; Chordata; Aves; Eurypygiformes; Eurypygidae
Gene: RANBP9
Product: RAN binding protein 9
Exons: 15
Coding region: 1-1788 (595 amino acids)
Biological process (GO): cell surface receptor signaling pathway; cytoskeleton organization
Cellular component (GO): cytoplasm
Molecular function (GO): protein binding
Source: RefSeq, a predicted model, not a curated record
AUGGAGAGUUCUUGGCUAGCAUAUACCAUUUGUGAAGAGACGCUGGUGCAGGCUCUCCAGGCAGCUGAGCCUUCCCUGCUGUAUCGACAUAUCAAUUGCUAUGCAGGUGCAGUAGGCCUCCCUGGCUGGACUGGGGAUGACAGGUGGAGUGCUGCCGUGCAAGCAAUUCGUCAUGGAAAAACUCCAAAAGAUGCUGCUUCUGUUCGAGCUACACAUCCUAUACCUGCAGCCUGUGGCAUAUACUAUUUCGAAGUUAAAAUUGUCAGUAAGGGAAGAGAUGGUUACAUGGGGAUCGGACUUUCUGCACAGGGUGUGAACAUGAACAGACUACCAGGUUGGGAUAAACAUUCAUAUGGUUACCAUGGAGAUGAUGGACAUUCAUUCUGUUCCUCUGGCACUGGCCAGCCCUAUGGCCCAACAUUUACUACGGGUGAUGUCAUUGGCUGUUGUGUCAACCUUAUCAAUAAUACCUGCUUCUACACAAAGAAUGGACACAGCUUGGGCAUCGCUUUCACAGAUUUACCGCCAAACUUGUACCCUACAGUAGGGCUUCAAACACCAGGAGAGGUUGUGGACGCUAAUUUUGGACAACAUCCCUUUGUUUUUGAUAUUGAAGACUAUAUGCGAGAAUGGAGAACCAAAAUUCAAGCGCAGAUUGACAGAUUUCCAAUAGGAGAUCGGGAAGGAGAGUGGCAAACAAUGAUUCAGAAAAUGGUAUCAUCUUACUUAGUUCACCAUGGAUACUGUGCAACAGCAGAGGCAUUCGCCAGAUCCACGGACCAGACUGUGCUAGAAGAAUUAGCUUCCAUUAAAAAUAGACAAAGAAUUCAGAAAUUGGUUUUAGCAGGAAGAAUGGGAGAAGCCAUUGAAACAACACAACAGUUGUAUCCAAGUUUACUAGAAAGAAAUCCUAAUCUCUUAUUUGCAUUAAAGGUGCGCCAGUUCAUAGAGAUGGUGAAUGGUACAGACAGUGAAGUGCGGUGUUUGGGCGGCCACAGUCCAAAAUCUCAAGAUAGUUACCCUGUUAGCCCACGCUCAUUCAGUAGUCCUAGCAUGAGUCCCAGCCAUGGAAUGAAUAUUCACAAUUUGGCAACAGGCAAAGGGAGCAGCACACACUUUUCUGGGUUUGAAAGUAGUUGCAGUAAUGGAGUAAUAUCAAAUAAAGCUCAUCAGUCUUACUGUCACAGUAAACACACAACCACCAGCUUGAAUGUACCAGAGCUCAACAACAUAAACGUAUCAAGAUCACAGCAGGUUAACAGCUAUUCCAGCAAUGAUGUAGACAUGGAAACAGAUCACUACUCCAAUGGGGUUGCUGAGACUUCAUCCAAUGGCUUCCUAAAUGGUAGUUCUAAACAUGAUCACGAAAUGGAAGAAUGUGACACAGAAAUGGAAGUAGAUUCCAGUCAGCUAAGACGUCAGCUCUGUGGCGGCAGCCAAGCGGCCAUUGAAAGAAUGAUCCAUUUUGGAAGAGAACUGCAAGCUAUGAGUGAGCAGCUAAGAAGAGAAUGUGGCAAAAACACGGCGAAUAAGAAAAUGCUUAAGGAUGCAUUCAGUUUACUUGCGUAUUCGGAUCCCUGGAGCAGCCCUGUUGGAAAUCAGCUUGACCCGAUACAACGGGAACCUGUGUGCUCUGUACUCAACAGUGCAAUACUAGAGACUCACAAUCUGCCAAAGCAACCACCGCUUGCCCUAGCAAUGGGACAAGCGUCGCAGUGUCUAGGAUUGAUGGCUCGGUCGGGAAUCGGAUCCUGUGCGUUUGCCACAGUGGAAGACUACCUACACUAGCUAUGCAUUUGAAAAUCUGGAAGGUGGUGUGACAUACUCCACAUGGAAAGCAGACCAGCUCUGCUGACUGGAAUUUGGAAUUUUAAUUAUGUACUAAGGACAAGUCUGUCGCUUUAUGUUGCUUCCUAGUUUACAGCAUGAUGCAAAUGAUUUCUAACUUAGCGUUAGGAGAACAUUUCCACCUUUAAACCUCUUAGACAAGUAAGAGUUGAAAGUAUCAGUGAUAAAGUCAGACAUCCAAAUUGACCAGUGCAAAUCCUUUCAACAACUGUCCAAAACAAACUAAAAAUCCUGCUACCUUGUGGUGGGAUGAAAUAGAAAACAUGGAUGUAUUAGCAUGUGGGUGAUGUAAACGUCAUGCGGGAUGACUUGCCAACCCCCACCCCCAUUGUUACAUAGUUCAGUGUAAUUUGCAAAAUGCAUAAACACCUGAUGGUUUGGAUAUAUAGUGUGGAUGGGAAGAAAUGAUAUUUUUUAAUGUGUACUGUAAAACUUGAAAUUACUCAGGAGCUGAGUGAACAUGUUUGUUGCUACUUACAAUCCCAACCUGUUGAUCUUAGUAGUUUUUUUUGUUUUAACAUGGUCUUUUCAACUCUGUUUCCUUGUUUAACUACAGACAGCUUCUGUUGUGUAGACUCACCAGUUUAACUGUUGUAUUAUAACAGUAUUACAUGUCAACACAGUGUGGUUAUGACCUAUUUAUAUAAAAACCAAAUAUUUAGUCAAUUUACAGUCUUAAUUUAAUCUUUGUACACCUUGCAUUUUUAAAAGUGCUUAAAUAGUACUAUAUUGCAAUAAAAUGUAGUGAUACCAUAA